Molecule: messenger RNA, 1432 nt
Organism: Aplosporella prunicola CBS 121167
Lineage: Eukaryota; Fungi; Ascomycota; Dothideomycetes; Botryosphaeriales; Aplosporellaceae
Exons: 2
Coding region: 22-1140 (372 amino acids)
Source: RefSeq, a predicted model, not a curated record
CCCACACCUGACCAACAAGCCAUGGAUCUUCCUUCCGCACAGCUACAGCAAGAACUCCGCGACGCGAUAACCAGAGAGCUCCAAACCCGACGACCGCUUCUUCACCACCUCAACGCCGACAGCAGUUGGCUGCUCCAGAUCCCGCGCCCUCUCGCCGCGACGAAACGCGGCGGCCGCGUCUACUACAACAUCCUACUCGAUCCUUGGCUCGCUGGUGGCCAGUCCGACAUCGCAAGCUGGUUUUCACAACAAUGGCACGCUACGGAGAGCGCGACGCCUUCGGUAGCGGCGGUGGAAGAGUUGGCGCGGGAGACUGAGAAGGGCAGAGAGCCCAAUGGGCCGGACACGGGCUCGGAAAUACAGACGUUUGUCGACGCGGUCGUUGUCAGUCAUGAGUUUACGGAUCACUGUCACAGGGAAACGUUGACUACUGUGGAUCCAGACGUGCCGGUAUUUGCGACACAGAAAGCAGCCGAUCUCAUCAGGUCCUGGAACCAUUUUCGCCAAGUCUCAUUGAUACCACCGUUCACGAAGGAGGACGCCGACUGGCGCUCCGCAGCGCUCCCACCUCUACCGGAAUGGCUCAGCAUAUCGCGACUUCAGGAACCUGGAGACGCAUUGUACUACCACUCCGCGGUCAUGAUCGCAUUCAACACGGCACUUCCGCAGCCCACACAAGACCACGCAUCGAGUUCCGCGCGUACAAUGCCAAAUGGCUGGUCCGCGCCCAUUGACGGCGCUGACGCAGCCGAAUGCGUAAUCUAUACGCCACACGGAAUCCGCGCCGAGGCCGUGGAGCCCGUCGCAGAAGCUUCGCCGUCGUUGUCGACCCUAGCCUUCUUGCAUGGCCUGCAUGACAUUACGCUCGGGAAGGCGCAGCAACUGAACCUGGGCGGGAAGAACGGUCUGCAGUGUCAGAGGAUUCUGCGCGCCAAGUAUUGGGUCGGCACACAUGAUGAGGUGAAGAAGGGGUAUGGACUUGUCAGCUGGUUUCUGAAGAGGAAGAUCAUCAGCGUGGAGCAUGCCAUAAAGGAAGAACAGAAUAAUGGUCUGUAUAGGCCUGAAAAGGGUGACGAAGCUUUGUGGAAGGAUGUCAGCUUCACGGAGGUCCCGAACGGCGAGUCGAGGGUGUUGAGGUAGAAUGUUGCGCGGCAAUGACUGCGUACUGCUCUCAUGGCACGAUGGGCUCUUUCUACCAUCAACUACAUUGGACACUCAUUUCUUUGAUCCGCGAUGGACUUUGACCUUUUGGUCUUUACAUUAUCUUUUUAAUCGGAUAAUUGUUGAAAGGCAAGCACACUUGUCUAUAUUUGAAUGGGGUAUUCAAAGGAAGUAUCUCGAAUAUUGGAGGCGGGAGUAAGUCGUAUCAUGUGUAACGGCCUUCGGCUUUCAAAUUCCAGCACGGAAGAAUAACAUUUACAAUUAAUCGGAG